Molecule: messenger RNA, 1197 nt
Organism: Paramacrobiotus metropolitanus
Lineage: Eukaryota; Metazoa; Tardigrada; Eutardigrada; Parachela; Macrobiotidae
Exons: 3
Coding region: 259-933 (224 amino acids)
Source: RefSeq, a predicted model, not a curated record
CGCUGCCAGUAAGCGGAUUACUUUUGGCUGACUGGGUAAAAAUAUGUAAUACUUGAAUUAGCUGUUUGCUGCAUAUACCAAGUUUCUUACCUAUCGGCUCCGGGUUGGUCUCACUUGACUUGGUUGUUUCUUGAAGAAAAUAAUUAAAACAACCUGUACACCACUUUGUUAUACUCUAAUCCCUGCAAUAUCAACUGACCUGCACGGAUUAUGGCAGCGUUGACCAACGACCCAGGUCGUUUCGCAUGCUGACCUUAUAUGCAUUUUUCAGUGGAUUGCCCAUAUUAUUUUUGUACUGGAAGGGAUGGAAUCAUGGGAACUGGCCACUGGCAUGCCGUAUACAUUAAUGUCCUUUUGAUGGUACUUCUCUUUCCUACUUAUGCUUUUGCUGAUAAGCACCCGAAACCGCCCAAACCCAAGCAUGGUGCACACGAUUCCAGUUCGGAGGAAGAAGGCCCAUCUGGACGGGAGGGACUGCGGUGUUACAAGUGUGACCCAACGGAUUACAACAACUACUGCCGGGAUUUCAAGCCCAAUUUAGCCACACCGUACGACUGCUAUAUACCUCCAACGGACACCCGGCAUUCCAAGAAUCCCACACCGCUGGAAGUAUCACUAGAUCCCGAUAAGCCGUUUUCGUGCUACAAAAUUAAAGGGGACGUCGCUUAUGGGCACGGGAAAGUGUACGGUGCAAAACGGUAUGGAUGUGGGCAUUUAACAAAAUUCAAAGAAGCGCCUAUUAGGACCCUGGAUCAUGAGUGCGUGGAUGUGAAGCUGGGCAAGGAUAAAAGCAAAGAGUUCUUCGAAGGAACUAUUUGUAACUGUGAUAAUGCCGAUGGAUGCAAUGCGGCACCCAAGAAAUUUUCUUAUUACUUCGUAUCCCUGCUAAUUCGCCUAAUUGCUUAUAUUUUUUCUGUUACUUUCAGAAUAUAAAAAAUACGGGUAAUAUAUGAGCAUGCGAGAACGAUUUAAUUUUAAAUAGUCAUUAAAUCUAGUACUAGUCAAAAUGCAAGAUUAUCAAUUAAUCGUGCAGAGCCUUUCCAGUACCACGAAAUAUAUUGAAACAUGGAUAACUACAGCCCUAUUUUGUUCAAGAUUGCUUGCCAGUUUAUUGGUCCAACGAUUUUUUUCGUCAUAAUUACUGAAGUAUUUACGUUGCUGCGACAUUUACGUUGCUAAAUAAAAAUAACUGUUUCG